AUGAAUUUGGAAUAUCAGAAGCCACCAGAAGUCGCAGAACUCCCUGCAGAGCUAGAAGAGCUGGACUCCGAGUCUGUCUCUGAGGCUGAGCUUGAAGAGCUUGAAGAGCUUGAACUUGAGGACCCUGAACUCGAGCCUGAAUCAGGGGGAGGUGAGGCUGAGCUUGAACCUGAGCUUGAACCUGAGCUUGAACCUGAGCUUGAACCUGAGCUUGAGCCUGAGCUUGAGCCUGAGCUGGAACCCGAGCUGGAACCCGAGCUGGAACCCGAGCCGGAACCCGAGCCGGAACCUGAGCUUGACGGACCUGGGCCUGACGGAGGUGCACCUGAGGGGGCUGCGCCUGACGGCGGUGAACCUGAGGGAGCCGAGCCUGAGCUUGAACCUGCGCUUGAACCUGAGCUUGAACCUGAGCUGGAACCUGAGCUUGACGGACCUGGGCCUGACGGAGGAGCACCUGAGGGAGCUGAGCCUGAGCUUGAACCUGAGCUAGAACCUGAGCUAGAACCUGAGCCUGGCGGAGCUGAGCCUGACGGAGGUGAGCCUGACGGAGGUGAGCCUGACGGAGGAGCACCUGACGGAGCUGCACCUGACGGAGCUGCACCUGACGGAGCUGCACCUGAGGGAGCUGAGCCUGAGCUUGAGCCUGAGCUAGAACCUGGGCCGGAUCCAGAAAUUGCAGAACUACCUGCAGAGCUAGAAGAGCUGGACUCCGAGUCUGUCUCUGAGGCUGAGCUUGAAGAGCUUGAAGAGCUUGAACUUGAGGACCCUGAACUCGAGCCUGAAUCAGGAGGUGAGCCUGAGGGGGGUGAGCCUGGGCGAGGUGAACCUGGGUGA
Molecule: messenger RNA, 834 nt
Organism: Amorphotheca resinae ATCC 22711
Lineage: Eukaryota; Fungi; Ascomycota; Leotiomycetes; Helotiales; Amorphothecaceae
Exons: 2
Coding region: 1-834 (277 amino acids)
Source: RefSeq, a predicted model, not a curated record